Ctenocephalides felis (cat flea) is the source of this 641-nucleotide messenger RNA. RefSeq names its product protein N-lysine methyltransferase FAM173B-like. NCBI's taxonomy places the organism in Eukaryota, Metazoa, Arthropoda, Insecta, Siphonaptera, Pulicidae. The transcript is spliced from 4 exons. Gene Ontology annotation, biological process: positive regulation of proton-transporting ATP synthase activity, rotational mechanism; peptidyl-lysine trimethylation; regulation of mitochondrial ATP synthesis coupled proton transport. Gene Ontology annotation, molecular function: protein-lysine N-methyltransferase activity. Gene Ontology annotation, cellular component: mitochondrion. The record is from RefSeq and is a predicted model, not a curated record. The coding region runs from base 48 to 641 and encodes 197 amino acids.
UCGGAAUUUGACGUUUCAAAAGUUUUCGAUUACAUUACGUAAAUAAUAUGAACAUCAGUUCAGAAAUAAAAGAUGUUACUGAAGAAACUAAACAUAUAUCUGGAACUGGAAAAUUUUUAUUAGCUAUAACAGGUGGAAUUGGUAUUGGAAUAACAGUAAUAUGUUCCUCCUUCGUAACUCCUGCUUUAAGGCGUCACUGUUUACCUUUUGUACCUGCCACUACAACUCAAAUACAAAAUGUCUUAAAAGGUGUUAUGCAAAGAAAAGGAAAAUUGAUAGACAUUGGAUCAGGAGAUGGCCGAAUUGUUAUUGCUGCAGCCAAAAAAGGCUUUCAAUCUGAUGGUGUUGAGGUCAACCCUUGGCUUGUUAUGUAUUCAAGAAUAUCAGCAUUUAAACAAAAUGUUCAUAAAAUGACAAAUUUUUAUAGACAAGACUUAUGGAAAUUUUCUUUAUCACCAUAUAAAAAUAUUGUAAUUUUUGGAGUUGAAGAAAUGAUGCAAGAUGUAGAAAAUAAAAUAUUAAAAGAAUCUGAAAAUGAUACUAUGGUUGCAGCUUGCCGAUUUCCAUUUCCAAAUAUGAAACCAAAUGAAACUAUUGGUGAAGGUAUAGACACUGUUUGGAUUUAUAAAAUAAUAAAAUAA